GAAGAAGAAGAAGAAACUUAAAAAAAAACCAAACAAUUUUUUGUAAGCAAACGGUUUUAUUUUACAAUGUGGAAAUUGAUAUUUUGAGUUAAAAUAUAUGUGAAACUUUUGUUCAUUUUGUAAGUAAUGUUUCAAAGGAUCGCAAAUUAAAAUGGAGAAGUUAAAUUGCACUUUACUUGCGAUAUCUUUGUGUGCAUUGUUGUGGGGUGUGGCCGGUCAAUAUGAGUGGCAAAUACGAGAUUCUAUUGACGAAAUUCGUGGAAGAAUGGACAAAAUAUCUCCAGACAACUGCUAUAUAAGCCACCUCGACGAUCUCUUCCUACCCAAAGACUCCGUGUCCCACCACCCCGAUGUGAAAGAAAUCAACAUCAACCCAGUGUUCGCAAAUCGUACCGCGAUGUUACAUUUGCAUAAUCUAGCCAUAAGUAGAGCCUUUUUCUGGAGUUACAUACUCCAGUCUCGUUUUAUUCGGCCCGCUAUCAAUGAUACGUACGAUCCAGGAAUGAUGUACUAUUUCCUAUCGUCCGUCGCGGACGUUUCAUCUAACCCCUACAUAAACGCUAGUUCCAUAUAUUUUUCACCGAAUAUGUCUUACACGUCCUCGUACAGAGGGUUCUUCAACAAGACCAUGCCGAGAUUCGCGCCUAGGGCUUUCAGAGCCGAUGAUUUCAAUGAUCCUGUACAUCUUCAGAAAGUAUCCACUCUAAACACGUUCUAUGUUGAAGAUUUAGGUGCGUUUGAUUCGGAAAGUUUAUCUAAAGAUUACACAUCAGAUUUCUACCGCACCAAUGAAUGGUAUCAAGUUUGGUUGCCGGAUCGGGUGGACAAAAGGCAUGAUACCAAAACAACAUAUCAAGUCGAAAUACGAUAUGCAAAUAACACUAAUGAGACAUUUACAUUCCAUGGACCUCCAGGCAAUGAUGAGACUCCCGGGCCUGUAAACUGGACGAAGCCAUACUUUGACUGCGGCAGACUGAACAAGUGGCUGGUGGCUGCUGUUUCCCCUGUAGCUGAUAUUUACCCUCGUCACACACAAUUCAGACACAUUGAAUAUCCUACCUACACAGCUGCAGUGGUAAUGGAAAUGGAUUAUGAUAGGAUAGACAUAAAUCAAUGUCCGUUCAGUCCGGGCAAUGACAAACCAAACAGGUUUACAGGGACUGCAAGAUGUAAAGAAGAAACUACAGAGUGUGAACCUCUACAUGGAUGGGGCUUCCGAAGGGGAGGAUAUCAGUGUCGCUGUAGACCUGGUUACCGACUACCAAGCCUUGUCAGGCGACCAUACCUGGGAGAGAUCAUAGAACGGGCGACUUCUGAUCAGUAUUACAAUAACUUUGACUGCAGCAAGAUUGGAUGGGUCCAGCGUUUGCCAGUGGAAUGGGUGAAGGCUGAUCCUCAGAUAAGAGCAAUGUAUAUGGACAGAUAUUACGAAUAUGUGAACUCCACUACAGGUCCAGAAUCAUUGCACACUGAAAGAAUGAAUUUGUAUGGAGCACUCAACUUUAUAAAGAGUGUCCAACCACAUAACUGCUCAUUAUACAAACCAUCAGACCUGAUACUAAACGGAGACAUAGCAUUCGGUGCUGAAGAGCAGUUCCAGAACCAAGCUAAAAUGGCUGUGAGAUUGGCAAAUUUCAUUAGUGCAUUCUUGCAGGUGUCAGAUCCAACGGAAGUGUUCAGUGGUACAAGAGUGGCUGACAAGCCUCUAACUGAGGAUCAGAUGCUCGGAGAGACUUUGUCCAUUGUGCUCGGAGACUCCAAGGUGUGGUCUGCUGGUACAUAUUGGGACAGAAACAAGUUUACCAACAGGACGUAUUUUGCGCCACUCGCUUACAAGACCGAGUUGAACACUAGGAAAUUUAAAUUGGAAGAUAUGGCAAGACUGAACAAGACAGACGAGAUUUACACAAACAAGCCGUGGUUCCAGUUCCUCAAGCAGCGCUGGUCGACGAGUUUCGAGGAGCUGGAGAAGUAUUUCCUCAAGAUGAAGAUCCGUGACGACGAGCUCGGACAUCAUCUCAAGCAGUAUGAAAGAUAUCCGACGUUCUACAAGGCUGCCAACAUCCAGCAGGGUCACUGGACGCGGCCGUACUUCGACUGCGACGGGCACCUCAAGCAGUGGGUCAUCACCUACGCCGCUCCAUUCUUCGGCUGGGACUCCGUCAAGAAGCUAGAGUUCAAAGGCGUGGUGGCGGUGACGAUGUCCCUGCUGUCGCUGGACAUCAACCAGUGUCCGGACAAGUACUACGUGCCCAAUGCGUUCAAGAACACCGACAAAUGUGACAGGAGCUCCUCCUAUUGCGUGCCGAUCCAGGGUCGCGGGUUUGAAUCCGGCGGCUACAAGUGCGAGUGUGCGCAGGGCUACGAGUACCCCUUCGAGGACCCCACCACUUACUACGACGGGCAGAUCGUCGAGGCGGAGUUCAUGAACCUCAUCGACGAUAAACUGACGCGCCUCGACAUGUUCAAGUGCAGGCUGGCCGGCGCCGCGAGUAUACAGGCCGCGGUCAUGAUGAUUGCGGCAGCGUUGGUGUUGCUGUGGCGCGCGCAGUAGUGUUACAGUUGGUAAAGUAUGCGCACUUUGUGUCAGCGGGGGCCGCAUUUUUGAUAUUUUUUUUAUAAUGGCGUGUAUGACAGCUAAGAUAUUUGUGAAAAAUGUGGUCCA
Aricia agestis (brown argus) is the source of this 2665-nucleotide messenger RNA. RefSeq lists its product as uncharacterized. The coding region runs from base 152 to 2554 and encodes 800 amino acids. The transcript has 12 exons. The record is from RefSeq and is a predicted model, not a curated record. Lineage: Eukaryota; Metazoa; Arthropoda; Insecta; Lepidoptera; Lycaenidae.